Aspergillus uvarum CBS 121591 is the source of this 2523-nucleotide messenger RNA. Its product is annotated as Zn(II)2Cys6 transcription factor. Bases 1 to 2523 code for a protein of 840 amino acids. The record is from RefSeq and is a predicted model, not a curated record. NCBI's taxonomy places the organism in Eukaryota, Fungi, Ascomycota, Eurotiomycetes, Eurotiales, Aspergillaceae. Gene Ontology annotation, biological process: DNA-templated transcription; positive regulation of transcription from RNA polymerase II promoter by galactose. The transcript has 13 exons. Gene Ontology annotation, cellular component: nucleus. Gene Ontology annotation, molecular function: RNA polymerase II cis-regulatory region sequence-specific DNA binding; zinc ion binding; DNA-binding transcription factor activity, RNA polymerase II-specific.
AUGGAAGGCGGAGGGGAAACUGCCUCGCCGGUGACGGCCAAACUGCGCGCUUCUCGCCGACGCCCGCCGCGCGCUUCCCGUGCCUGUGAGACUUGUCGAGUCCGCAAAACCAAAUGCGAUCAAGCUCAGCCUUGUUCAUAUUGUGCUUAUCAUUCGCUCGACUGUUCGUAUAGAGCUGCAGGUCCCAACGAGAACUCGUCUGCAGUAAAACGCCAAGCGCAGAUUCGCGAGGCUCAGAAACAGAAAACCAGACCAUCACCUUGGCCAGAUGUCGAUCAGAGCCGUUAUGAAAGCUUUCAGCACGUCAACUCUCCAGACCAUUCCGGCAGAGGGACACCCCGCGUCCCUCGGAGUGAUGGCAAUACCAAUGCUAGUCCACCCGCCCAUUUCACGCCCAAGCGCGAUGAUGACACUAUGCCCGCCGCCACGCCUGAGCUAGUCUGCGACUCAGCUUCAAGAGAUGGAUUGAGCGGUGUCAACAUCCACACAAAUGGCACAGAGUUCUACGGCAAUUCCUCGAAUCUGGCCUUUCUCGGUAACUUGUAUGCACGAGCCCGUACCCAGGCCGGCAAUAGAGGUUCGACCGUCCCUGAUUAUGAGCAUACUCAUGCUUUGGUUGAGGGCCAUACUGCAGCUUCCGACACGGUGCAAACCAACAAAGAUGGAUUGAACCAGUUGACUCCCAGCCCGGCAGCAGACACGCAGUCGGAGGGUGCGCAUCUUACGACCAAUACAACCCAGCUAUCUAUUGUGAACUUGCUUUAUAAUCCAAAGUAUCCGAGUCAAUCUCCUCUGCAAAGUGAUGGACAAAGUGUAAUCGACAGCGGCGGAACCGCGAAGAAUGGGGUGAGCUCACAGAGCACAGCUAAGGGAUAUACGGAUAAAAGCCACGAGCAUGAUGUCAUACCGCUCAUCGAGAAUCUUUCAGAAGAGGCCCAGAUUGAAAUCGAGAAAAUGUUCAUUGGCAGUUACUUUUGCAACAAGCAUUAUAUACACCCCAUGCUGUGCAAAGGCGCAUUCAUGCAACGUUGCGAGAAAGAGGCCUUCGUGAUAAGCAGGAGGACUAACUUGUAUCGCGGAUCCUCGAAGUUCGCUGGGUUAUACUUCGCUGUGGUCGCGCUGGGUGCGAUCAACGCCAGUCCACAUGAGACGGCCCUCCUAGACCAUUAUUGCAACUACAACCCGAUCCCCAAGAGAGCCGGCACCACAAGCAGACCAUCUGUGUUGGACUUUGCUGAUUUCUACUUUGGCCGAGCCAAACGAGCUCUGGGAGAUCUGUUCGAGAGCUGCAGCUUGGAGGGAGUGCAGGCGCUUUUACUCCUGAGUGUGUUCUGUCAGAAUGCGCUUCGACCGCAUAGUUGUUUCAUGUAUAGUGGAAUGGCGGUCCGAACAGCUGUAGCAAUCGGACUGGCAUCAGGGAUGACGUCCUUGUCCUCGGGUGUUCGCAAAGAAGGAAUUCGGACCUGGUGGUGUAUUUAUUCACAUGAAGUUGAGAUGUGUUGCUCCUCUGGCCGUUUGGACAGCAUGAAAGACCUGCAGUACUAUCAAGUUCCUCUGCCAGUGUUGAAGGUAACUUCUGGCCACCUACUUGAUGCCGAUGCCGAAGACAAUCAUGUGGCAAUGAUCCCAGCAAUGGUCGCCCUAGCACAAAUCAUGUCCGAGGCAUCACACCUUCUCUACCACUCUCCCAAGCGCUCCAUGGGUGAGAUGUCGCAUAUUGCGAUGGAUCUAGACAGUAAACUGCUGGCAUGGAAGUCUACAUUACCUGAUUUCUUAGAUAUCGACGCCGCCUCGCUCAAUGAUACAGAGUGGGCCUUCAAACAGAAACUCGUGCUGAGACUAAGAUACUACAAUACGCGAAUCCUCAUCCACAAGCCUUUCCUCGCCGCCUCAGUCUCCAACACCGAAGCCCCAAACAUCCUCCAGCACCUGCACGCCUGUCUCGAUGCCGCGAGAACGAGCAUCAACAUGCAGUACGAAUCUUUCAUACACAGGAUCUACAUUCGUACCUGGUGGUACAACACCUCCUACGCACUCUACGGUGCCAUGAUUCUCCUGCACCUCAUCCUCUCGGGAUACCCCAGCAUCCGCGACGAAGACCUGCUCUUCGACGUAGAGAAAAGCCUCGAUAUUUUCGAAUCGAUGAACAACAUCGUCGUCGCCCGCCGUUGCGCCGAGAUGAUUCGCGAGGUCCUCGAAGUCGCACGAGCCUGCGUCGCUCGACGUCGCACCCACUACACCUUGUCCACUUCAACCGUGCCACCACCACCACUGCCAAUAACCGGCCCAGCGAAUCCCGCGAACCCUUCUACUUCACCUCAAGCUGCCACAAACCGUGGCACCAGCAGCACAGCACCAGCGCCGGGCGUCGACAACGAUUUCUUUUUCUCGCUGUUCAAUCCCGACGCGCAGCCCAACGAUACCCGCGCCGAGAUCCUGGCGAACCUGGUAGAUCCCACCAUCCUCGAGGACUUUGCGUUUGGGAACGGGGCCAGUGAUUUUUCGUUCUUUCUUGGGACAUGA